UAAGGCUCGUCCAGACAGUGAUGGUAUGUGAGAGUGAGCCCACACAUGCUGGGCCAGACAGGCUGGAGGAAUCACAUGGACAACAGAGAGAGACCCAUUUAACUUCUAACUGGGCCUUCCAGCUUGUCAAUGACUCGCUGGCCUACUCCAGGGCUGACAGCGUCUGCAGAGGUCAGUUCAGCUCGCUCGCCAACCUCAACCAAUCAGAGGAACGAGAAGGGGUCAUGGAGCUGCUCCGGCAGACGGGACUUCGCUCACCUAUCUGGGUCCAGAAUCCCAGCAAAGCAGCCAACAAGCCCGUGGCCCUCUCCAGGCAGUAUUCCCAGUUCUCAGCUCUGAGCUUCCCAAAGGAUUCCCGUGAGGGUUUUGUUCGUGUCAACAUGUCCUUCCCUGCCCUCUCAUCAGUUACUGUGUGUGUUCGUGUUCAGUGGAGCCCAGACUGGAAUGAGGUGUCCACCAUCUUCUCCUACGCCGCGCCUGUCUUUACCAACGAGUUCCAGCUGAGAGGCCAAGUGGAUGUGCAGGGACGCAUCCUCCUGGCGCUCAUCAUCCAUGGGAAGCACCUGCCAUACAAAGCGUCCUUUCCAAACGACGGAGCUUGGCAUCAUAUUUGCGUCAUGUGGCGCCGGAGUAGUGGUCACUGGGCCAUAUAUGUGGAUGGAGAAAGAAAGGACACGGGGUCAGACAAGGACACUUCGAGGGAUAUCUACGGAGAGGGGAUACUCAUUCUGGGUCAGGACCAAGAUUCAUUUGGUGGGAAUUUCACGGAGCCCUUCUUUGGAAAUAUGACGGACCUGAAUGUUUGGAAUACGACUCUGGAAACGAGGCAUGUCCUUGCACUCAACGCCUGUUCCACCAUUACCCAGGAAGUGCUGUUUAGCUGGAACCUUCACCAACUCAGUAGACACCCAGCGGUCAGAGACAUAGAGGUCCUUCUGUUUUGCCCAGCAGUUGUCCAGCAGAUGGAGCUGCAGGGCUGCAGGAUGCUGCAGGGCUGGACGGAUCAACUCCCUCUGUUAGGCCUGACUGACUGUUCUGAUCCUCUGCCGUUCAUCUGCAGGAGCAGCAGAGAGCGUUACCUGAAGAUGAAGCAGAUGAGCGAUUCUCAGAGCUCGCAGCCGUCUGCCUUCAUGAAUCAUCUCAUGAAGCUCUCCAACAAAACACAGGUGGUGCUGGGUCAGCAGCCGCCAGAGCUGAGCAGUCUGGCUCAGGCCUCUGCCCUGCUGGAUGUCUCAGUCCAGGCCCUGGAGGACACCCAGCAAGAGGGACUGCAGCCAACAGACAUGGUGUCCCUCAUCCAGCUGCUGUCUCUGGCUGCUGACGUUCCCACGCAGCCCCCUGCUGAUGCCACCAACCAGAGCCAGGGGAACGUCCAGGAGCUCAGCCAGCACUUCAUCAGUGUGGCCGACAGCAUCAUUAGUGAAGACAACGCCCUCAAGUGGCAGGCCAUCAAAGAGGUGGUGAACGGCCCCAUGGACGUGGUCAACAGCAUCGACCGGAUGGUGACCAGCCUGAGCCCUCGUCUGAUGGCAGAGACAGAUCACCUGACCAUUCACAGCCCCAACAUCAAGCUGGAGGUGCAGCAGCAGAGGCUCCAGGAGGGAUCCAAAGGUUCGAGCUUCUGUGGCCCUGAGACGGAGAAACACACCAACGUAGACUGCAUUUCAAUCCCACAUCAGAAGCUACAGGAUCUCCUUAACAAUGGCUUCCACAGGCUCACGUUGGUUAACACGUGGUACGGCUCUCUGCGGCCUCUUUUCAAUCCUGACGAGAACAUCACCAUGGUUCCUACUGUCACUGACGGCAGCCAGAGGUAUCUGGGCACUGUCCUAGGCUCCUCUGUGAUUUCCACCACAGUGCUGGGAGACGACCAGCUGGUCAGCACAGCCGUACGCUUCCAGCUCCAGCACCGAGUGCAGAAUCCCACUGAUACGAUUUAUGAUCCAGUGUGUGCCUUCUGGGAUUUUGAGCUCACCCCAGAGGCAGGUGGGUGGUGGAACACGAAAGGCUGUGAGGUAGUGUCCAAACAAUAUGGACACACUGUGUGCUUCUGCAACCACACCACCAACUUCGCUUUGCUGCUUCAGGUUUAUGAAGCGCAGAGGAGCCCGGAGAACGAAAAAGCUCUACAGGUGCUGACGUUCAUCGGCUGUGGAGUGUCUCUGUGUGGCCUCCUCUUCACCUUCAUCCUCUUCAUCGCUGUGGGUGUCCCUAAAUCAGACCGGACCACCGUUCAUAAGAACCUGAUUGCUGCUCUUGGCAUCGCUGAGCUGCUGCUGAUGUGCAGUGACUGGGCAUCAGCCAAUGAGGCAGCGUGCUUCGUGGUGACCGCUCUGCUCCACCUCUUCUUCAUGGCCUCCUUUUCCUGGAUGCUCGUGGAGGGCCUGCUGCUUUGGAGCAAAGUGGUGUCCGUCAACAUCAGCGAGGACCGCAGGAUGAAGCUCUACUACAUCAUUGGCUGGGGACUACCUGUUCUAAUAGUCGGUGUAACAUUGGCAGUAUCAGUGAAAGAGUACAAGGCAGACGGUCACUGCUGGCUUAAUGUGAAGAAUGACACCAUCUGGGCCUUCGUGGGACCUGUUAUAUUUGUCCUGGCGGUCAAUGCGGUUGUGCUGUGUCGGGUUGUCAUGGUGACGGUUUCCAGUGCUCGCCGUCGUGCAAAGAUGCUCAGUCCAAGCUCGGCGUCAAAGAUGCAGACCUUUGACCUCACCUGGGCUGUGACCCGACCGGUUCUCAUCCUGCUGCCUGUCCUGGGUCUGACCUGGCUGUGUGGGGUGCUCGUCCAUCUGUCUAUAGUCGUCGCCUAUGUCUUCAUCGCUCUCAAUGCGUUCCAGGGCCUGUACAUCUUCCUAGUGUAUGCUGUGUACAACAGUGAGGUGAGGAAUGCUAUAAAGAGGAUCAAAGAAAAGAGGAAGGCCUUAUCUUUCACGAACUGUUCGCAACCAACCAGCUUCCUUCCGUCCCAGAGAGCCCCCAUCACCUCGUGGGGCCGCGGCGCUAUGACCCCCUCCAGCCCGGAGACAAGUGAGACCUCUGGACCCCCCAGCUCUGCAUCAACGUCACUGGUCAUCAAGAACGAGAGCUUCAGGAAGGAGAGCUUUGUGACGUUCUCUUUAAAAUCAGCAUCAGGAAACCAAGUGGUCCAGCUGACCGGGUACAAGCCAUCAGGUUGUUGAGCUGCAAAUGGAGUGGAUCCCGAUACUCAACCACAAUAAACAUGUACUACACCUGCUGAGAGAGGGAAGAAGUGGACACACACACAACCACACACACACACACACACACACCUGAACGGAUGGAGACAGUGGAAGAAGAUGCAACAUGAUGGGUGAAGGUCCAAUUCUGUGAAUCCUCUCCUGGUUUUUGUUCUCAGAUCAGAUCCAUGUUCACAUUUUUAAACAGUAUGUUGUUGUUUUUGUUUUUGACGCUGACAAACUGAGAGACAGAGCGUCGGUUUGUGGAACUAGCUGAGUGUUUGGCAGCUUUUGAAAAACAAAGAGUAGUGAGUACUUCUUGAGCACCAGCUUGGCACUUUGGAGAACCUGCAGGUUUGUGAGACCGCAGGUGUUUGAAAACUUUGGUUAAUAAAAUGUAACUGUGCCUGCAUA
Molecule: messenger RNA, 3608 nt
Organism: Notolabrus celidotus (New Zealand spotty)
Lineage: Eukaryota; Metazoa; Chordata; Actinopteri; Labriformes; Labridae
Gene: adgrd2
Product: adhesion G protein-coupled receptor D2
Exons: 25
Coding region: 21-3176 (1051 amino acids)
Biological process (GO): adenylate cyclase-activating G protein-coupled receptor signaling pathway; cell surface receptor signaling pathway
Cellular component (GO): membrane
Molecular function (GO): G protein-coupled receptor activity
Source: RefSeq, a predicted model, not a curated record